GUAAUCUUGAAUGGGGAGAAUGGAUAGGAUCCCUGAAUUAUGGAGGUACCGUUUCCACCGACACAAAUGAGUAUAGGAUUAGGGUUUAGACCUUCAAAACACCUUUCUCCUUUUGGGUUUCGUUUCUCUCCCUUUCACUUCCACCUUCAACCUUCAUCUCUUCCUGACAUUCCGGGUUUCACAGGUAGAAGAAGAAAAGCCAACAACUUGACAUUGCGAGCUCAGAAAGUUGAUUCCAAGAGUGAGAAACAUCUGAAUUUGGUAUCUAUGGAGUCAAGUAUCUUAAGUAAGACUCUGUAUCCAGAUAUAGAACCAUAUAGUACUGGAGUUUUGAAAGUCUCUGAUGUUCAUACCAUCUAUUGGGAACAGUCUGGGAAUCCAGAUGGUCAUCCAGUUGUUUUCCUGCAUGGUGGUCCAGGGGGUGGAACAUCACCAAAGAACCGAAAAUUCUUUGAUCCUGACUUUUAUAGGAUCGUUCUCUUCGAUCAGCGAGGAUCAGGUAAGAGUACACCACAUGCUUGCUUGGUAGAGAAUACGACUUGGGAUCUUGUUGAAGAUAUAGAAAAGCUAAGAGAACACUUGGAUAUUCCAUCAUGGCAGGUUUUUGGUGGGUCAUGGGGGAGCACACUUGCACUUGCAUACAGCCAAACACACCCUGAUAAGGUGACAGGAAUAGUUCUUAGAGGAAUAUUUCUGUUACGAAAGAAAGAACUUGAUUGGUUUUAUGAGGGUGGAGCUGCUGCUAUAUUUCCUGAUGCUUGGGAGCCCUUUAGAGACCACAUCCCAGAAAAUGAAAGGGGGAGUUUCAUUAAUGCCUACUGGAAAAGAUUAAACUCUGAUAACAAGGAAACACAAUAUGGAGCUGCCAGAGAAUGGACAAAGUGGGAGAUGAUGACUGCUCAUCUCCUUCCCAAUGAAGAGACUAUUAAGAGAGGAGAUGAUGAUGAAUUUUCCCUGGCAUUUGCAAGAAUUGAAAACCAUUACUUUGUGAACAAGGGAUUCUUUCCUUGUGAGUCACAUCUGCUGGACAAUAUUGAUAAGAUAAGACAUAUUCAUACAAUAAUUGUACAGGGAAGGUACGAUGUGUGUUGUCCCAUGAUGUCAGCAUGGGAUCUUCACAAGGCUUGGCCAGAGUCUGAACUUAGGGUUGUUCCAGAUGCUGGACAUUCGGCUAACGAACCAGGAGUAUCUGCAGAACUUGUGGCUGCGAAUGAGAAGCUGAAAAGCAUCAUAAAGGGAAUUGCAUUCUAAGGUGAAGUUGUUUUCUAGUCGUUGGCAAAUCUUUUUAUGGUCUUGUUCUAAAAGAGUGAACAUGGAAUAAAAUAGUGAUAUUCUGAUGGUUUGUUUGUUCAUUCAUAAAAUUGAAAUAUUCAAAAUGGGCUUACAAAUAAUCAUGAAUUUGUGAACCAUAAGUUAUUGUUAAUGAGCCUAUUUGAAAACUGUUACUUUGAUUUA
Molecule: messenger RNA, 1455 nt
Organism: Impatiens glandulifera
Lineage: Eukaryota; Viridiplantae; Streptophyta; Magnoliopsida; Ericales; Balsaminaceae
Product: proline iminopeptidase
Exons: 11
Coding region: 40-1251 (403 amino acids)
Biological process (GO): proteolysis
Cellular component (GO): cytoplasm
Molecular function (GO): aminopeptidase activity
Source: RefSeq, a predicted model, not a curated record